Parnassius mnemosyne (clouded apollo) is the source of this 4162-nucleotide messenger RNA. Lineage: Eukaryota; Metazoa; Arthropoda; Insecta; Lepidoptera; Papilionidae. The record is from the annotation of a GenBank genome assembly.
GAAUUUCGAGCUUUGCUUCACACGGACGCGCGCGCCCGGCCACUGCUUCUCGUUUUAAAAAUAAAACAUUUCUUUCGGUAACAUUCCGUUGAACGUUCGCAAACAACGGUCAACAAUAGAUUUCGUUAUGUGAAAAGUGCUUUAUUAAUUGUAUUUUAAAAUAAUAAUGUAUGAAUAUAAUGUUAAAAGCCGAGACGAUGCUAGAGGGAAUGGAAAGCUUAGUGUAUUUCGGUGACAACUAACGACCCUGGGUUGUAUCUUUGGACAAUCAUUUUGGCGGUAUAUGACACAUGCCUAUGGUCUAUUUUUUGACAUUAUGUGUUGUUGAGUUUAGCUUAUGUAGUGUUGUGACGUGGGAAGUGAAUGGUUUUUGUUGGAUUUCGUAUAUAUGCACGAAGGAUAUACUUUAUAGGUGAAAAUGGCGACCGAUACGGCACAAGUAACAGGGGCAACUACACCUGGCGCAGACAGCUUAGGACCAGAUACAGGUCAGGCGUUAGUGGCACAGGCUCCCAAGAAACCGGCGAGACCUAGAGGCAAGCCGCAACCUGAGAAGCCGAAGCGGAGUCUAUUUUGUUUAGGUCUUAAAAAUCCACUCAGGAAGCUGUGCUACGAUAUAGUUGAGUGGAAACCAUUUGAAUACAUGAUAUUGACGACAAUUUUUGCAAAUUGCAUAGCCUUAGCAGUGUUCACGCCUUAUCCGAGCAGUGAUACUAAUAAUACUAAUCAGAUAUUGGAAAAAGUGGAGUGGGUUUUUAUGGUAAUUUUUACGGGAGAAUGUGUAAUGAAGAUUAUAGCAUACGGAUUCUUAAUGCAUCCCGGUGCUUAUUUAAGAAAUACUUGGAAUAGUUUAGAUUUUACUAUAGUUACUAUUGGCAUAAUUAGUAUGGUCCUACAAUACAUUUCCAAAGACUCGUUUGAUGUGAAAGCUCUGAGGGCUUUCAGGGUACUGCGGCCACUUCGCCUGGUGUCCGGUGUUCCAAGUCUUCAAAUAGUUUUAAAUUCUAUCCUAAAAGCAAUGAUUCCGCUUUUCCACAUUGCUUUUUUGGUGCUAUUUGUGAUCAUUAUCUACGCUAUUAUUGGCCUGGAGCUCUUUUCUGGGGUACUUCACGACACCUGCUUUUAUAUAGAAACUGGUGAAAUGGUAGAAGAACCAUCAGCUUGUAGCAGGGAUCCUGAUGUAGGCUUCCAGUGUGACGAAGGUCAAAUUUGUAGAGACUAUUGGAAAGGACCAAACGAUGGAAUAACCAAUUUUGAUAAUAUCGGUUACUCUAUGUUAACAGUGUUCCAGUGCAUUACUCUUGAAGGUUGGACUGAUAUUAUGUAUCAUAUAGCUGAUGUAAAAGGAAACACCUGGGUGUGGAUUUACUUUGUGACGAUGGUCAUUUUUGGCAACUUCUUCGUUAUGAAUCUAAUUCUUGGUGUACUAUCAGGAGAAUUUUCAAAGGAAAGAGAAAAAGCGAAAAGCCGUGGCGAUUUUCAGAAGUCGCGAGAAAGACAACAGUUUGAAGAAGACCUUAAAGGUUACCUUAAUUGGAUCACAGUUGCUGAGGAGUUGGACCUAGAGAAUGAUCAAGGGCAGAAAGAUGAAGAUAGAGAUUCACCAGGUAAAAAGGAACGCAAAAGUAACGACGAAUCUCAGAACAAUAUGAACGCAAAUGGCGAGCAAACGCAAACUUCUACUUGCAAAAUUUAUUGCAAAAGAUUUGAUAAGAUCAACCGUCGCAUGCGUAGAGCGUGUAGAAAAGCUGUCAAGUCGCAAGCCUUCUACUGGGCGAUUAUCGUACUCGUUUUCCUUAACACUUUGGUGUUAGCCUCAGAACAUUAUCAGUAAGUGGUUUCAUUUUAAAGGUUAUCUAAUGACCCGAGAAGUGGCGGUGCAAGAAUAUCUACCACUCCAUAUAGUUCUGUGUGUGUCGUAAGAGUCGAUAGAGGGAAAGAAGCCAGGAAAUAGGCAACGUUAUUCUAAUAACAUCUGGAUGAUAAAAAACUGCAUUUGUCAACACGCCUGCCAAGUUUGCCUACUAUGGCAAAUAUCCUACCUUUGAAACAAUCUGUGGGGGAGGUUUCUGUUUCGCAGUGGACUUUUUAUAGGCUGUUAUAAUAAUGAUGAUCUUUACUUUCAUCUUUUUCAUCAGGUUAGGUUUUAUUUACGUGGUAAAGCCAUGCUGCAGCUAUAUUAUGGUUGAAUCACGAAUGGGUCGGCUCGAACAGGGUCGGCACACGCUAUCACAGAAUACCAGUUUAAAAUAGAAGCUUAAUGCUGCUGUGUUUCGUAUGGUGCGUUUAGAACGGAAGAGCCUUUUUACUGGAAAGAAGCUUUUCAUCUUAGUCCUCAGGGGUGACAACGCAUCGGUAUUUUGAUUCUUAAUUGAGGAAAAACGUAGAUGUCUAUGGGCCACAGCAUUCUCUUACCAUCAGGUGGACUGUGUGCUCGUUUGCCAUUAUUCUAUAAAAACAUUUUAAUUAAACUGAUACAAUUUUAGCUCAGUAUUAUUUUGACCGUUACUCACACUUGCGUGUGGCUCCAACGAUGAUGAGAAAGAUCUUCAAGAAAGGUGACAACGCUCUCUUGAAGAACUACAGACCGAUUUCCCUUCUGAGCCGCGUCUACGUGCUGUUUUCGAGAGUCAUUACGAAUCGUCUCGCGCGCAGACUUGACGACUUCCAGCCUCCCGAACAAGCCGGUUUCCGAAAGGGCUUUAGCACCAUAGACCACAUACAUACCCUUCGGCAAGUUGUACAGAAGUCCGAAGAGUACAAUCUGCCACUAUGUCUGGCGUAUGUGGACUAUGAGAAAGCCUUUGAUUCCGUCGAAAAUUGGGCGGUGCUGCAGUCCCUUCAGCGGUGCCAAGUUGACUGUCGGUAUAUCGAAGUGUUGAAGUGCUUGUACAGUAGGGCUACGAUGGCUAUCCGAGUACAGAACCAGAAUACGAAACCUAUCCAAUUGCAGAGAGGUGUAAGACAGGGUGACGUCAUAUCCCCGAAACUCUUCACCGCUGCAUCGGAAGACGUUUUCAAGCUUCUGGACUGGAAAGGAUACGGUAUCAACAUCAAUGGCGAGUACAUCACUCACCUUCGAUUUGCCGACGAUAUAGUCCUUAUGGCAGAAUCGCUGGAGGACCUAAGCACUAUGCUCAAUGACCUCAAUAGUGUUUCCCAACGGAUAGGUCUUAAGAUGAACAUGGACAAAACAAAGAUCAUGUUUAAUGUCCAUGUCACACCUAUGCCGGUAGUUGUUGGGAGCACUAAGCUCGAAGUUGUUGACGAGUAUGUUUACCUGGGACAAAUAGUCCGACUAGGUAAGUCCAACUUCGACCGAGAGGUCAAUCGACGGAUUCAACUCGGCUGGGCAGCGUUCGGGAAGCUACGACACAUCUUCUCGUCAGACAUACCUCAAAACCUUAAAACGAAAUUGUACAACCAGUGCGUGUUGCCAGUGAUGACUUACGGAACUGAGACGUGGUCCUUCACUGCUGGCCGUAUGAGGAAGCUCAAGGUCGCUCAGCGAGCUAUGGAGAGGGCUAUGCUCGGAGUUUCUCUGCGUGAUAAACUUAGGAAUGAGGAUAUCCGCAGUAGAACCAGAGUGACCGACAUAGCCCAACGGAUUAGUAAGCUGAAGUGGCAGUGGGCCGGCCAUAUAGCUCGAAGAACCGACAACCGAUGGGGAAGAAAGGUUCUCGAGUGGCAGCCUCGUACCGGUAGGCGAAGUGUAGGGUGUCCCCCCACGAGAUGGAGUGACGACCUGGUAAGACAUGCAGGAAGUCGAUGGAUGCAGGUGGCUCAGGACCGUGCUUUGUGGCAUUCCUUGGGGGAGGCCUAUGUUCAGCAGUGGACUUGUGAAGGGCUGUAAUGAUGAUGAUGAUGAUGAUGAUUAUUUUGACCACAGAGGCAACCAGCGCUCGUAUUCUGCUAUUCAAAAAGUGGAGUAAAGAAUAGUCUAUGAAUCAAAGAUCUUCAUUUCUUUUUCAGACAACCUCACUAUCUUGACGACUUCCAGAAUUACGCUAACUACCUGUUUGUGGUUCUGUUUACGAUAGAAAUGCUUGUCAAAAUGUACGCUUUGGGCAUCCAGGUAUGUAAUAUUUACUCAAUUCUUCAAUGUAAAUUAAAAACUACUAGUCAGACCUUGAUGAAAUUUAUUUGGGUCUACAUGAGAGAC